AUGAUGGCGGACUACGACGACGACGACGCUGGUGGAGUCAUCCUGGAUGGCCCUUUUGAUCCUGACGCCCAAGCCACCGUCACCGACUUCAUCGAUUACACCGAAUACCUCCCUGCUGAUAUCAUCCGUUCCCUUACUCUCAUCCGCGGCUUGGACGAGCGCUAUCUGGAAGCCACUCAGGGCGUGCAUGAGCUCACCAAGACCUAUGGACAACUCCCCGAAUUACCUCCAGAUGGACGUCCUGAUGCGCGCAAUUUGCGCAAAGAUAUCUCCUCCCAACUCGACCGCGCAAUCAAUGCUCGCGAGUCCGCUUACGCGGAGGCCUGUCGUUUAUACGAUGUUGUCGAUCGCCACUUCAAUCGCUUAGACUGUAUCAAGCAGAAGCUCGAGGCACUUCCAAAGCCACCGCCCGCCGAACCCACUGCGCCGCAGACUGUUCCCGUCACUAAGCGUGGUCGACCAACGAAGAAAGGUGACGAUGUGGUAGCCACAACGCGCAUCACGCUACGCUUGGAUAGCCAUGACAACCCGAAAUCUGCAUCAUCUCUUAAAUCAAGAACACGACGGUCAGUCCUCUCAGCGGAGCACCUUGCCGGUCUACACCCCGACUCACCGAUUGCCAGCACCGAGCAUUCGGAUGUGGAGGAGCCCAAGGCUGUACCGUCAGAGUCGCCUGCUAAUCCGGCAGUCCCUCAAGGCCGGAAAGAGAAACAAGGCCGGCGAUCACGGACGUCGCUUGGCACUCAUACACAUAGCGGUGUAGCAAAUAUAUCAACGAGUAAUGCCCUGGCAAUGCUCAAACCUCCUCCUGAAGACGCAAAGCCGGGCAGCGAGGACAUGCCGUGGUUACGUCUGACAGAGUGGGAGAUGACCAAGCUGCGUAAGAAGAUGAAGAAAAACGCCGUGUGGCAGCCGAGUGAGGUGAUGAUACACCGCGAGCUAGCCCUUCGAGGCCGGGGAUGGGAGGCUUAUAGAGCUGCGAAAGCACAAGCGGAGGCUAACGGGUCCGAGUUCAUCGACUGUGAUGAUAUCAUGAACAACUAUAUCCCAGGAAAAUUAACCAAACGGAGUGAAGCAACCAAAGAUACGGAGGGUACAUUCGAGACAAAGUUGAGCAAUCGGGGUAUGAAACUGAACGAGGCGAAGAAACUCAAACGUGAAAAUCAAGCGCGGGAGCAAGCGGCUGCGGCUGCGGCCGAGGCAGAGUUGGCUGCCAAACGCCAGGGAUCGGCUGCUUCUCCCGUUAAGGCUUCGGCCCCCCACAGCGAUCAGGCCCAGGCUGGCAAACUAAGCAGAGCUGCGAAGAAAAGGAAAAUCGAUGAAAGUCCGGUCAUGGAUGCUACUACCACCUCUUUGGUAGGUGCCGAAACACGUACUGUGGUGCGAAGUCCGUCGAAACGCCGCAAGACAAGCGACACACCGAUGGAAUCGAGUGUCAGUGUCCCAAGUGCUUCAACUACCACUCCGUCAGCUAACGUACCCACGGCCGUUGCUGAAGUGACGCAAACGAAGCCCACCCCUCCACCAGCGUCUCCCGUUGCAUCUAAGCGUUCUGUUCCACCAUCUGGAGCUGUGGUCGCUCCACCUACCUUGGAGGGUACUACUACAACGCCUCCCGUAACCCGACCCCCUUCCAGGCGUCGCUCCGCUGCUGCGUCGGCCGAACCGGCUCCUUCUGUCGGGCUCAUCACGGCAGGAAGAGAGCUUCGGCGAAAGAGCGCUACCCCUGCACGCAAGACCCCAGUUCCAGAUGUUUCUCGAGCAGCUAGCUUGAGUGCACCUCGUCGCAGGAGGCGGCCCGCUCCAGGCCCCGUAUCAUCAGGACAAGACGGUGGUGCGGCAGUGAGCUACGGCCGCCGCAAAGCUAAACCCGGGAAAAAGCGGUUUCGCGAGAACGGUCCGAAGGACGGUGACAUCCGCAUUGAUGAAGACGGUGUACUAGAGGAAAUCGACCCUAAUGAGCCUCGCUAUUGCCUUUGUGGGGACGUAAGCUUCGGUACAAUGAUCUGUUGUGAGAACACUGACUGUGACAGGGAAUGGUUCCACCUUGACUGCGUCGGACUCUCUGAAGUUCCCAGUCGAACUGCUAAAUGGUACUGUCCGGAGUGUCGCGUGAGGUUCAACAAGGGGACCGAUGGAAUAGUCAAGAUCGGCCUUCGUCGGUAGCUUAUUCCAUUAUCAUGGUAUAUUUCUGAGAAGAUAGCACGCGAUCUACCACCUACUCCUCUUGAGUUCAUGAGACCACGACAUCGGAGCGUUAUUUGGGAAAUUUGUGCCUUGUACUGAUUAAUAUUGAUUGAUAGUUUCGCAGCAUGGCGAAGUGGUGGACGGCGGAGUUUGGAGUUGGCUUUCUUCAUUCUAACGCAUUAGUUGAGGCUGGGUGUCUUCACUUAUUGUGUUGCUCUCAUCUACGGAUGCCAAUUUGCAUUUGUCCUGUUACACUUGCGCUUCCCCAGAGAUAAUAUCUCCUGAACUGUUUACAGUCCUUCUUUUUUUUUUCUUUCUAUGUCUACAGACAGAUCUUCCAGUACGAAGAAUAUUUAACCU
Aspergillus nomiae NRRL 13137 is the source of this 2547-nucleotide messenger RNA. RefSeq names its product putative PHD finger domain protein. Gene Ontology annotation, biological process: regulation of DNA-templated transcription. The transcript is spliced from 2 exons. The record is from RefSeq and is a predicted model, not a curated record. Lineage: Eukaryota; Fungi; Ascomycota; Eurotiomycetes; Eurotiales; Aspergillaceae. The coding region runs from base 1 to 2166 and encodes 721 amino acids. Gene Ontology annotation, cellular component: Rpd3L-Expanded complex; nucleus; Rpd3L complex.